This is a messenger RNA of Moneuplotes crassus, 1943 nucleotides long. NCBI's taxonomy places the organism in Eukaryota, Ciliophora, Spirotrichea, Euplotida, Euplotidae. The record is from the annotation of a GenBank genome assembly.
AAUAAAGAUGAUUCCUGGUAGACAAGGUAAAACUCGAAUAGGAGUAAACCAAAAUAAGAUCAUAAACGCUCAUGUACAAGUAGAAUGCAAAGAUGAGCUAGAUGCCUCAUAUCCUCAGAAUCCUGUCAUGCGUUUACAACAAAAAUAACAAUCCCAGAAUUCAUAUUUAUACUCCAAAGAACAAAAAUAUUCAAUGAAAUUCACCAACAGUUAAGAAAAAGCUAAGAAAAGGAAAUACAACACCUUUCAAUGCCCCAAAAUAUCAAGCGAAUGCUAGACUUUCUCAGAACAAAAAGAUGGGCACUUUACCAAUAAAAUCCUCUCAGAUCACAAAUUCAUAAAGACAAAGGAUGACUCAACCUGAAAAUUACAAGAAGAACACUUUAGCCUCUAUAUACAGGAAGCACACUAAAAACACCUUCGAACAAGAAAGUAAUUACAACAGAGGACUCGUCACAGGUUUCAAGUUAGUAAAUAACAAGAGGGCAAAACCAAGCGUUUACUUAAAAAGCCAAGCUCAUAAAUCGAAUUCAUCAGUGUCUCGUAGGAAAUAAGUGCCUCUCAUUUGAAAAUGUUGGCAUGAAGCCUACUAACCACUGUAAAAUUCCUCGAAAAGGAAGGUACAACAACAUAACGAAAUUCAACCAAAAGCAAAAGCUUAAAUAAAGCUCAAUAUUUCGAAAAUAUGAAAGUGAUGCACUAUAAACACUUCGUUGAGUCAUUCAACAGAGAUGUAAAGGGCACCCAAGUUGAUAUGGAAGAUAACGAAUCUGAAGAAAUCCUUCUCCAACAUAUUUUCUCAAGCACCAGGAAGAUAGCAAAUACACCCUCAGAAUAUGGCAAAGGGUUCUCUAGGCUCGGAAAGUUAUACAAUAUUCCAAUAGAAACAAAUACUUUAAACCCAGGGGUGAAGACUUCUUCGAAUACUCUGGUAGCUACCUCUUUAGUGAACUCACCAAAAACUACAAUCAAGGAUGAUAGUAUCCAGAACCUCAAAUCAUCGAAGAAAAAUUAUAAAAGAUUGAAGAAAAGCCUAAAAAGGCAUAACAGGCCUAGAACCGUAACCAAGACUACCAACAGGAGAAAAGAGAGACUAGACACCAUUCAUGAAAAUCUUGAGGUAACAAAAUAAGGAAGAGGAGCUUCAUAAGAAACUUAAAGAUAUUGAUAUCGACACAAUCAAAGCAUUUACAGGUCAAAGCGAUGGAGUCAAGAAUGGUUUCAGUUUCAAAGAUUCUAUGAGAGAGCUAGAUUCUUUGCUAACUGGAAAGCUUCAAAGGAAGAGCUUAGACUUUUGUGAUAAAAAUCCUCCAAAAAGCCCUAAAACUCCUCAAAAUGAUGCAAAAAAUGCCAGAAAAGUAACAAAAAUCUCUGAAUUCAGUCCUCUGAUCUCUUUAAAACAUCAAGAUAUCUAUAGCCCGCACCUACGGGUAGAAAUAGAGAGAAGAGUAGUUGAUCUAUCACAAAAUUAUCGUGAAACAAAUGCUUCAUCUCUUAAGCAUUGUUAUCCUAAUCUUCAGUUAAUCCUUGAUAUGUACUCUCCUCAGAUAGAUGGGAAGACUGGAACUCAAAAACCUGAGAACUUAAGAGAUUUUGUUCUCUCGAAUUCUAAACUAAGACACAAAACAAAGCAAGAGAGAGAAGGCAAACAAGACCUAGAUAGCUCUAAGAAAAGCUACCAUACUCAUCGAGUUUCCAAGGGAAAUGCUUUCAAAGCAUUUUCCGAAAAGAUUAAAGACUUGGACCAUGCUCUUAGUCAAAAGCACGGAAGGAAAAUUUCUCCAAAUCCUAGUCAUUUAGGAAAUAUAAAAAGUAUCAGCAAUAUUCAAAAUCAGAGAUCCAAACUCUACCACUCAAAAAUAUGCUCAGAGAAUCCUAGUAUGAAGAGUACGAGUGCUUCUCUUCAUUGGAGAAGCAGGCCAUUUUCAGCAAUAAAUAGAUAA